Molecule: messenger RNA, 2552 nt
Organism: Panicum hallii
Lineage: Eukaryota; Viridiplantae; Streptophyta; Magnoliopsida; Poales; Poaceae
Product: auxin transporter-like protein 1
Exons: 8
Coding region: 498-1961 (487 amino acids)
Cellular component (GO): plasma membrane
Source: RefSeq, a predicted model, not a curated record
CACCUCCCCCCCCCCCUCUCCUACGGAGUGAUAGCCCACACCUGCUGCGCUCGCCCCCUCUCCCUAGCCCCUCGCCAUUACUCCCUCAUAAAGGAAGAACAGAGCAAGGCCGAGGAAGAAGCAGCGUCGGGAAAGGACCCGGCCGCAGUCUCAAGCUCCGCUCCGCAACUCCGGCUCGACGCCUGCCAACCGCGCGGCGCGGCCACCACGCUAGCCCCCGUCUUGCAGGCGGACAGAGCCUCCCCGUCGAUAGCACAGUAAAUUCCGCCGCAUUCCAUUCCCUUCCCUUCACUUUCGAAACCCACCCUGCAUUUACUGCACGCCACUCGCCCUCCGGCCUCCCGCGAUCUUCAAAAUCUUCUCCCUGCAAAAGGUGGGUCUUGGCGUUGGUGUUCUUGCUGCCUUUUCGUUCCUUCGUUCGUUCGUUCGCGCCCCGUCGGGUUUCGUCCUCUGUGUUCUGCUUCUCGGCCGGAGACGGGAAGGCCGGGCGCUUCAGGAUGGCGCGCGAGCAGCUGGAGGAGGCCAUCGUGGCCGACGGCAACGCCAAGGAGGAGGAGGUCGGGGUCAUGGGCAUCGCCGGCGCGGGCGACGGCGACGAGCAGCACGGCGGCGGCAAGUUCAGCAUGAAGAGCUUCCUCUGGCACGGCGGCUCCGUCUGGGACGCGUGGUUCAGCUGCGCCUCCAACCAGGUGGCGCAGGUGCUCCUGACCCUGCCGUACUCCUUCUCGCAGCUGGGGAUGCUAUCCGGCGUGCUGCUGCAGAUCUUCUACGGCUUCCUGGGCAGCUGGACGGCCUACCUCAUCAGUGUCCUCUACGUCGAGUAUCGCUCCCGCAAGGAGAAGGAAGGCGUCAGCUUCAAGAACCACGUCAUCCAGUGGUUCGAAGUGCUGGACGGGCUGCUGGGCCCGUACUGGAAGGCGGCCGGCCUGGCCUUCAACUGCACGUUCCUGCUCUUCGGCUCCGUAAUCCAGCUGAUCGCCUGCGCCAGCAACAUCUACUACAUCAACGACCGGCUGGACAAGCGGACAUGGACGUACAUCUUCGGCGCCUGCUGCGCCACCACGGUGUUCAUCCCCUCCUUCCACAACUACCGGAUCUGGUCCUUCCUGGGGCUCGGCAUGACCACCUACACCGCGUGGUACCUCGCCAUCGCCGCGCUCAUCAACGGCCAGGUCGAGGGCGUCGCGCACACCGGUCCGACCAAGCUCGUGCUCUACUUCACCGGCGCCACCAACAUCCUCUACACCUUCGGCGGCCACGCCGUCACAGUCGAGAUCAUGCACGCCAUGUGGAAGCCGGCCAAGUUCAAGUACAUCUACCUGCUGGCGACGCUGUACGUGUUCACGCUGACGCUGCCGUCGGCGUCGGCCAUGUACUGGGCGUUCGGCGACGAGCUUCUGAACCACUCGAACGCCUUCUCGCUGCUGCCCAAGAACGGGUGGCGCGACGCGGCGGUGAUCCUGAUGCUGAUCCACCAGUUCAUCACGUUCGGGUUCGCGUGCACGCCUCUCUACUUCGUGUGGGAGAAGGUGAUCGGGAUGCACGACACCAAGAGCAUCUUCAAGCGCGCGCUGGCGCGGCUUCCCAUCGUGGUGCCCAUCUGGUUCCUCGCCAUCAUCUUCCCCUUCUUCGGGCCCAUCAACUCCGCCGUCGGCGCUCUCCUUGUCAGCUUCACCGUCUACAUCAUCCCCGCGCUCGCCCACAUCCUCACCUACCGCACGGCCUCCGCGCGCAUGAAUGCUGCGGAGAAGCCACCGUUCUUCCUGCCGAGCUGGACGGGGAUGUUCGUGGUGAACGUGUUCAUCGUGGUGUGGGUGCUGGUGGUCGGCUUCGGGCUCGGCGGCUGGGCCAGCAUGGUCAACUUCAUCAGGCAGAUCGACACUUUCGGGCUCUUCGCCAAGUGCUACCAGUGCCCCAAGCCGCCCGUCCCGGCCGCGGCGGCGCCGUUGCCGCACCACUAGAUGCGCAGCGCCGGCCGGAGGCAUCGCAAGGAAGCCGGCCGGCGCGCCGCUUUCGCAGCAGCCAGUGUUAAUUGCUAGGUUUUGGUCGCCUUGUAAUAUACAAGCCUCCUCUCCCUCCCCUGCCUCCCCUAGGGUGCCACUUCACACCGUAGCAGAACUCGAUCAGCAGCAGAGGUUUCACGCACGGCGGCGGCUCGGGUCCGUUCGUUCCCUGCCGGAACAAGGUCUCCUCUCCUCGCCCCCGGGGCCGUGCCGCUGCCGCGUGCGUUGCUUUCCCCCACCCCACCCGGCCGGUCCGUUGCCAUUGGUGUUCCUUGUGUUUUGUUUGGCUUGCCAACCAGUAUAAGUGUGAGUGAUGGUCAUGGCUUAUAAGGCCCUCUCUUUCUCCCGCUCUCGCUCUCGGCUCAUGUGACGAUUCCAUAGUCCAUAUGAUACGACAUACUUAUCCUGUAGGGUUCUUUAGUUUCUUCUUUUUUCUACUCCUCCCUUGAUUCAUGGAGCUUGGACCAUGUUGUGUAGCGUGUGGGCGCUUGUAAUGGACUGGACGAUUCCUCAUGCUAGCUAAAGGCAAAACACAGUGGCCUUUGUUUA